Molecule: messenger RNA, 303 nt
Organism: Mytilinidion resinicola
Lineage: Eukaryota; Fungi; Ascomycota; Dothideomycetes; Mytilinidiales; Mytilinidiaceae
Exons: 1
Coding region: 1-303 (100 amino acids)
Source: RefSeq, a predicted model, not a curated record
AUGGCCAUGAUGGAUCGGGCAUUGUUUGACGCCAUGGAGUGCCUCGCUGCCGCAGUGUUGUUGGGCUUGGGCAGUGGGUCCAAUGGCAACGGCGGCGGAGCGUGCUCACCAUGCAGGAUGACAGCUGCAUCUGUCGGAUGUUUGAUGCAUGGGCACUCUAUGCUGCAGUGUACUGGCUUCGUAGUGGUGUGGGAGUCAAGCAGGCUGUCGUUCAGGGUGGUGCUCUUCCUCCGCAAAGACUGUAUAGUGAGCCCUUUAGGGUGGAAUGGCUCAAGAAGUGCCGACGGAAUACGAGGUACCUAG